GAGCACAACUUGGCUGACUCCGUCUUCGUGUUCCCCAGCAACUUCUACCAAGUCCUCCGAAAGCACGAGAUCCGCUUGAAAAAGGCACAAAUAAGCCUUCAUGACAUUGAUCAUGGAUCUGUUCCGGGGACAAGUAGACAAGGAGAAAAUUUGCACGAUAUUAUCGAGUGUCUGGAGGGCCUCUUUAACCAUGGGCUGGCGACGUCAAAGCUAUGGAUUUUCCCGUGUGAGAUGAAUGGAACGUGGCAUUGUCUGUGUGCUAAUCUGAUCAAGAGGACACUUCAUGUUGGUUUUCAUCUCGGGGACGAACUAAUGCGCAAAAACGGAAAGAAUCCAGCGAGUGAAGUGCACCAAAACCACCAUAAAACGAGAGAAAAACUAGUGUCACGGACGAGACAUUUUGUGGAGACCACGGAGAGCGUUCUUGUCGAAGGACUAGACGUCAUCACUGGACGAACACGCUCAGACCAAGGUCAAGCUCAAGUUCCAAUUGGUCCAUCUGAAUGGAAAGUGCUCGAUAUUUGUGCCAAGGAAAGUCCAUUACACCGGACGACCUUUUCUCAUAUCAUCAAAGAUGUUACGGCAUUUCUGAAGCCAGCUUUGCUUUCAUUGGACAUUGUAGCCUUAGAGGACGUCAGCGUUGAUGGAUCUUGGAACAACUUGACGGAUCUGGUGGACCGUGUCAACGAGCUCUAAGAAUAUCAAUGAUGCCAACGCAAUGUUUGGGUUCACGUCAGGAUCUUAUCAUGUCCUCGGGGCAGUAUUCAUAUUUGUGUCCACGCAUGUGGGAUUCACUUGCAAACUUAAUAAAAGUUUGGCCGUAC
This is a messenger RNA of Tigriopus californicus, 824 nucleotides long. RefSeq lists its product as uncharacterized. The record is from RefSeq and is a predicted model, not a curated record. The coding region runs from base 232 to 696 and encodes 154 amino acids. The transcript has 5 exons. NCBI's taxonomy places the organism in Eukaryota, Metazoa, Arthropoda, Copepoda, Harpacticoida, Harpacticidae.